GCAGCACUGAGCUGUGAGGUGUCUACCCUGCCGGAAAAGAUGUAGAGUGAGACGCAUGAAAACAAGAGAAUAAUGUCACAGAGACCGACCCAAGCUAGAGAAAUGAACGGACAGACAGACGUCGAGGUCGAUUACAAGCGGAAAUACAAAAAUCUCAAACGAAAAUUAAAAUUCCUCGUUUAUGAACAGGAAUGUUUUCAGGAGGAGUUGAGAAGAGCACAAAGGAAACUUCUAAAGGUUUCCAGAGAUAAAAGCUUUCUUCUGGACAGAUUGCUCCAGUAUGAGAGGGUAGAUGAAGACUCCUCAGAUUCAGAUGCAACUGUUUCUUCUGAAAACAGUGAAGGGGAAGGACUGAGGGAGAGGGAAAGAGAACGAGACAUAACAAAGAAGAAAAAAAGCAGCCCUGGAGCAUGCCUUUCCUCCUCCUCAUCAUCACCUCAUCUCUCUCUGCUGUCUCGUCCCGGCGUUAACCCCCUUCAGUCGUCCAGCGCCGGAUCGUACCUCAACACUAUGCCCUUCCCACCAGAGUAUUUGGCCCCACCAGCUGAGCGAAUGAAGAAAGAGAGAAAACCAAAGACGCCAAAAAACAAGAGAGAGGCCACAGGGAAGGUUGUUGCUCCGAUGGCGGCUAACUACACGUCAGCCUCCGGCGCUGCUCAGGCAGCCAGCGGCCCCUUCAGCUGGGUUCCCAAGCAAAUGCUCAGCGGAGAUGCGGCUGACGAGGAAGGUGAGAGCGACGGGGAAAGCGACAGGGGAGACGAGGACAGAGGGGAGGGAGACGAGGCCGAGCUCGUCAUUGACAUCCCCAAUGAAUGAGAGCGACUGGGAGUUGGGAUGUAUUUAAAGGCAGGAGGAUGAAGAGGGGCCUGAAUCUGUUCUUGAAUGUUUUUGUCUUGGAAGCCAAGCUCCCUCUGGUGGUUAUAGGGUCAAUUGCAGUGUGCAAGUAAUAAAACAGUGAAACAGCACUAGUUUCUUAAUUUCAGUCUUAGUUGUAUAGGGGCACCGAUCAUGCAUUUCCUGGCCAGAACUGAUUUCUGUGAUUUAUUUAUUUUUUUCAUCUAACCUGCUGAAUACAAUAUGUUUAUCUAUGUAAAAUCUCUUUUUCAUUUUUCUCUACAACUGAAUGUGACAAACAUUGACCAUAAAAGUAAAAAUGUGCGCCAGGCUCUUUGAUAGAGAAUGUUGUUUUAAAUGCUAGAUUUAUCCUCAUUUAAUGCACCAGAGCGUAUGUCUCGAACCCUCUUAUUUUAUUUUCAUUAGGGGUGUCCUGAUCAGGAUUUUCUUUGCCCCCAAAACUGAUUCAAGUCAUUUAAGAAGGGUGUUUAAUUAUAACAAGCCACAGUCCAACACUACAUUACAGUUAAUGCCAUAUAUGUAUCACAGUAUUUUAUCAGUGUUACAUGGACUAUAUUAGUAGUGUGAUUGUGUAGUUUGUCACUCACUCAUCAAUGCUCUGGAUGAUAAGGGAUCUGUUUUUCCUGGCAGCGACAGGUUCCUCCAUAUGCAUCUCCAAUAUAGGAUUAACUGGAAAGCUACUGUGCUGUUCUCACAUGGUGUCGCCAAAAACAUGCAUAGCAUUGAAGGGCUAGUUUUGAUUUUAUUUAAAAUGCAGUUUGGUGAAGUCAUUAUAGAUAGUAGUUCCCUUUCAUGUAGUAGAAAGAUGUCGUACUGUCAUGAGGUUGUUGAAAUUGUAAAUAAAUCUGGGGUGGAAGCUAACAGCUAGCCAGACACACACCAUAUGUUUUAGGUGAUUUAAAUAGGUCUAACAGAAAAUGCUUGUAUCAGUGGGGAUAGAACCUUGUGUUGGUGGGUAUAAGCAGUCCACAAUUUCACAGGAGACUCUUGUCAUGUUUGUUGACGUAUUUUUUUGACAGUGUCUGAGUUUGAGUCUUCUAGUCAUAUCAAUCUUCUAGAUCGGCUGAUUUUGAGACCUGGAAAGCACAGGAACAGACCAUUCAUGAUGGUGCUGCAUAAGUGACAGUCUGAUGCAAAAUCCAGACGUUUCUGCCACAGCAGACUGACAGAAAACUGAUCUGGUGAAUGAUACAGCUGAUUGGCUCAACCAGCUUUACUCCAUAGAAACACAGAUGUUGUUUGGCUGAACAAAACAGCACAAACAUGGUCUGUUGUGAACUUGUAGACUGUUAAUAGCUCCUAACUGCGUUCUGUCCCACUCAUAUGAAAAUGUCCAGUUUAAGCUUACCUGUAAUAGCUAGCUAAAACAAGCAGCAUACAUUUGACUAGCUGCUAGCUGCCACCAUUCCAGAAAUGUAUUUACAUUUCCAACAAACAAGCUGAAUGAUAAUGACAUCUCUCUGCUCCAUGUAAGGAAAGUAUUACCAUUAAUAGCUUUCCUGUGAUACUUGACUUGCUGGUCGUGAGACCAAGUUUUCCUCUAUUAUUUCAAUCACUGACUGCUUAACUGGUGCAUCAAUACCUGUUUGGUCAAUUGGAUCAUUUCUGCUGCUGUUUCCACCUCUUAUUUUAUCAGUUUAUACUUAUAUAUCUCUUAGGGAUCUGUUUUUGCUUUCCAUCUCAGAGUUCAUUCUUUGUAACCUUAGAGUUAUUAAUGUGUACUUGUUACGGUUAAUGUGGACUAGCUAUAAGCUGAUGUCUUUGAGAUUGUAAAAAUUACUUUUUUUAAAUACACAUAUGCAUUGUUUUUCACCUGUAAA
Girardinichthys multiradiatus is the source of this 2675-nucleotide messenger RNA. RefSeq names its product INO80 complex subunit E (gene ino80e). The coding region runs from base 73 to 816 and encodes 247 amino acids. Gene Ontology annotation, cellular component: Ino80 complex; nucleus. The record is from RefSeq and is a predicted model, not a curated record. Gene Ontology annotation, biological process: chromatin remodeling. Lineage: Eukaryota; Metazoa; Chordata; Actinopteri; Cyprinodontiformes; Goodeidae. The transcript has 8 exons.